Molecule: messenger RNA, 787 nt
Organism: Cantharellus anzutake
Lineage: Eukaryota; Fungi; Basidiomycota; Agaricomycetes; Cantharellales; Hydnaceae
Exons: 9
Biological process (GO): ergosterol biosynthetic process
Molecular function (GO): cytochrome-b5 reductase activity, acting on NAD(P)H
Source: RefSeq, a predicted model, not a curated record
UCUCACGAUUGGGACGCUAGCACGGUAGCGGAUCUGAACCAUGUUUCGCGCUCAAAUUUUGUCGGGUGCUGGAAGAGUCCUUGUCAGCCCUGCCGGAUGCCCAUCUCUGCUACCUCCAGACAACUAUCCACCCAAAACCAAGGCAAGCCUCUUGGUAAUGCUCCGCUGUAUCUCUCGCUUGCUGGUUUGGCUGGACUCUCUUACUACGUCUACGGCGAGUCCAAACAGAAAUCACCUUCUCAGAAGGAUACACCCCAACUUGUUGGAGCACUAAGCAAAGACGAAUUCGUGGAUUUUUCGUUGAAGCGGAUCGAGCCUUAUAAUCACAAUACGGCUAAAUUCACCUUUGCAUUGCCCGAGAAUUCGGCAUCGCUGUUGCCCGUCGCAGCUUGCAUCCUUGUGAACGCCAAAGAAGCUGGCCCCAAAGAUGACAAAGGGAAUCCCAUCAUAAGCGUAUUGACGCAUUUUCAGUUGACUCCUUUUAUCUUCCGCAUGAAGCCUGGAGACAAGCUCGGGUUUAAGGGUCCGAUUCCCAAGAUCCCAUACGAAGCCAACAAAUGGGAUGAGGUCGCCAUGAUUUCGGGCGGCUCUGGAAUAACGCCGAUGUAUCAGAUCUUGAAUCAUGCCUUACACCUCAAGGAUGAUAAGACAAAGUUUACCCUGAUUUUCGCCAACGUAUCCCCUGCGGACAUUCUUCUUCGUGAGGAUCUUGACUCCUUCAAGAAGCAGCACCCAGACAGGUUCAACGUUGUCUAUGUUGUGGACAAGGCGGAGGGAAACUGGACCG